AUGGAUGUAUCCAAUAUAUAUGAUAAUAAUAAUAAUAAAUUAAAUGGAUCCACACCGGUGGUAGAACGCAAACACAAUGGUCUUAUACAAACUAUACCGCAUAAUGAACAUAACAAUACUGUAUCACAUCAAUUAUCUCACACACUCAAAGAAGGUACUGUUUAUAAUUUUAAUACAAUUUGUCAGAAACAAUCUAGCAAUUCGGAUAAUAGUAAUGAUAUCAUAUCAGUUCAAAACAGGAAUAAUCUUGUUAAUAAUUAUCAACAAUUAUCAUCUGUUAUUAGUCAGUCAACAAUGCUUCCUGAGUAUGCUGUUACUACUACCUCUAAUCCAACAACAACUACUGAUGUUAUUAGUCAUAAUCUUAAUACUUAUAUCGAUUCAAGCAUCAAAAGUGAGUGUACACGUGUUUCUGUAAAUUCCAGUCCUAUGAAAUCAAUUAUGCCAGAAUCUACAAUCAAUAAACCACCUACGGAACAGUUGAAAUAUUCACAUGGAAAUUUACCUAAUGGUGCUACCACAUUAUCACCAUCAUCAUCGUCUAUGUUAGCGAAUCAAAUGAAUGUCAACGGUGCACAUGUUAUUAUGAUGCUCUCUCCGUCUAUCACAAUCCCGACAUCUCUUCAUUCAUCGUCAGCUAAUCAGAUUAGUACAUCAUCAUCAUCAUUUUCAAAUGUUCAACAAUCUUCUUCCAAUUAUAAUAACAAUAAUAAUUCUAAAAUCAUACCACAUUCAUCUAAUUGUUCUCAAACUUAUACUACCCCGCCAUCACUACAUCAAACUUUUGCGGUUGCAUUAGCUGAGGCUGCUGCUUUAGCCACAGGAGUACCGUCGACAAGUUUUGUACCCGUUCCUGUACAAGUCACUACCUAUGUCCCUCCACCAUCAUCAACAACAAUCACAACAACACGAUCCAUAAAAAAUGAAGAGCAUAAUGACAAAUUAAAUAAUCAAUGUAAAAUUUCCAAUUCAUUGAAUAAUGAAAUUAACACCAUUUCGAAUCAACAUUUUAUUCUGUCAGUCAUGGUGACUGAUAAUCAUGUUCAUAAUAAUGAUGAUGAUAAUAAUAAUAAUAACAAUAAUGGUAAUGGUGAUAAUCAGAAAUCAUUUUCAGUUCAAAGAAAAAUCCCAUUUGUCUUAAGUACACCUAGUUUCCAUUCAAACGUCAAUAAUAUUCAAAAUGAUAGAAAUAUCAUCAUUGAUGGUAAACAACAUCAUUCCACUCCAUCAGUAUUAAAAGAUAUUUCAUUGACUAACACAUCUGAUGAUAACGUUUAUGAUAGUAAAUUGACCCAUCAAGCUGUAUAAUGUAGCUGAUGAUGAUAAAAACUGAGGGGGGAUAGGCAGCAUGAAAAUAGAAAGUGUCACUUAAUUGAUAAAGGAAAUGACAAAUACAAUCUCUAUACUUGUAAACUGACAAUAUGCCUCUAUCCCUACUACCAUUACUACUGCUUUUGUUGCUACACAUAGCACAGUAGUAUUCAAAUAAAGGUCUCUUUAUACUUAUCAGUGUAUUCCCUCGAUCUUCUCAUUAACUAUUACUUCAACAAAGUGAUUCGUUCACCUGAAAUAAUUCUCUUUUGAUCAUUACUUUUUAGUUUUCCUUUUAUAUUUAUUCCAUUUAUCGUCAAAAUAAUCUCUUUUUUAUGUUGAUGUGUACGUGUGUUCAUGUUUCAAUGUUUCUACCACCAACUGUCACAUUUCUUCUAAACAAAUAAGAUCUACGCUUUUUUAUUAUUAGGUGUCGAAUAAUUACUAAUAGGCUAUCAGAUCACGUUAAUUAUCUUAUACAUUUUUCAGUUUUCUUUAUCGUUUUCUUGUUUUUACAAAUUAUUUGUAUAUUUAGGUUCCAUUAAAAUCUAUCAUCAUGGCAACUAUCAUCAUUAGUGUCAUUAUCAUUUUUGUGUGACCUCUCCCUCACUACGCGCCUAUACACACAUACAUCGUACGUUUGCUAUUCUCUCACCACCACCACUCUUGCUCUGUUGUUUCCUUCCUUAAAUACAUGUAAACGGAAUAUACCUAUUAAGACAAAAUAGGGAAGAUAUAUAUGUGCUAAACUAUUUGUUCUCACUUUGUGUGCACUAUUUUCUGGUAUAUAUCCAGUUUUAGUUUACAUUGUAUCAAUAUGUUACGUGUAAACACAAAAUCCCCUUCUUUGCUGUCUUUUCUCUCCAUCACUAGUUAAUAAGAAAAAGUGAAAUGAUAUUUUGAACAAUCCCACCGUGCUUCUGUUUCCUUUCUUUCUAAUUCGUUUAUUUCUUGUCUCUUAUCUGAUUUUUCAACAUACCACGUUUUACAAUGGGAAGAUGGGCAAUUAUAUAAUAUUAUUAUAAUCACUUUUUCAUGUGUUUGUUUUUUGAAUUAUUCCUUACUGGAUUAUUACUACUCUGUGAUGGGCGCGGGAACUUCGAGCGAUACAAUUGUUAUACCAAAGCAAAAUGUAUUAAACAUAUUGAAGAGACUAUGCUUCAAGGAAAUGAAAUUGCAUUUCUCCCUCUUUUUCCUGUUUAUCGUCAUCAACGCUAGACAUCUAAAAACAAUAUCAUAUCACCCGGUUCACAUAUUAGGCUCAUAUUAUUAUCCAAUCUAUAUCAUAAUGUUUGAUUCUUUUAUCUCCUUCCUGUUCUCGCCCCCACUCUCCAACUCAAAUCACAUGAGCUAACCUUGGUGUCUAUCGUAGACACCAGCUAGUUGUCAGUGAUGAGAUACUGUUUGUCUCCUUCUCUUCUAUUAAUUAUUUCAUAAAUGAUUAAUUGCCAUUUUGUUAUAUUUUUUUUCAAUAGGGAAAUUUAUUCCUAUUUCUACAUUUAUGUGUAACAUCACUCAGUUUUUCUUAUUAAAGAAAUACAAAAUAAGACUUUUCAAGUCCAUCAUAUUUACUGCCGCGACUCUCCACUCACUCAUUUACUUGUGUUAACACAAAAAGGGAAAAAUUCUAAUUCUCAAAAAAUAUACAGGUAGGUAAAAUCGUCUGGAAUGCGGCGUUUAUUACGUGUUAUUAUUGUUUAUUCUUGCUGACGUUAUUUAUCAUCAAUCUACUUGUUCUUUUACCGAAUACUCUACUCUUCUUGCCUUUUUUUAUUCACUAAUUGUUGCGAUUCCGCGGUAGUUUUCCUCAAACUUCUUUAUUUGUUGUCUGUUCCUCAUCUUUAUGUGUAUGUAUGCGUGCGGGUACUUCCACGCACAUUUGUGUAUGUCUAUCUGUUUGGUGAUUUUUUUUAAACCAUAAAUUGACGAUUACGAUGUUAUUAACGAUUUCGGAUAAUUCUUCAUUUUUUCCCCUUCAUACUUUUGUCAAAUGUAUUAAUGCUUUGUGUGUGUAAGUAUGAAUAAAAUAUAAAUUAUCUUUGAAUACAGU
Schistosoma mattheei is the source of this 3361-nucleotide messenger RNA. NCBI's taxonomy places the organism in Eukaryota, Metazoa, Platyhelminthes, Trematoda, Strigeidida, Schistosomatidae. The record is from the annotation of a GenBank genome assembly.